ACAGCUUGUUCGCAAGGCCAGGCGCCCCAAGAGAAACCUGGGUUACGCGAAAUUGACUGUGGGUGUCACUCUGUCCUCUGCGAUCUUUCAGGCUAGAGUGAGUCCGCUAUUUCCCAGAUAUUCUUCCUGGAGGCCUAGCUGGCCAUCUGAUUGCUCUUGGGAUCAUACCCGCAUGAUUACCAUUCGAUUGACGCCAUGCCGGCCAAAUCUCGAUUUACAAGGCUAGACGCCUUCGCUAAGACGGUCGACGAGGCACGUAUCCGUACUACGUCCGGUGGUGUCAUUACAAUAGCCUCGCUCCUUGUUAUUCUGUGGCUUGUUUGGGGAGAAUGGGCAGAGUACAGGCGUGUUGUGGUUUUGCCAGAAUUGGUGGUCGAUAAGUCAAGAGGAGAGAAGAUGGAGAUUCACUUGAACAUCACAUUCCCACGACUUCCCUGCGAGCUUACAACCCUUGAUGUGAUGGACGUUUCGGGCGAACAGCAAGUUGGCGUCGCACAUGGUGUGAACAAGGUGCGCCUGGCGCCAGCCUCGGAAGGAGGUCGUGUUAUUGACGUCCAGUCUUUGGAACUCCACUCCAAACAAGAAGCAGCUAAGCACCUUGAUCCCGAUUAUUGUGGUGAAUGUGGCGGCGCACAACCCCCACCCAAUGCUGUCAAGCCAGGGUGCUGUAACACUUGCGACGAGGUCCGGGAAGCCUACGCACAGAAGCAGUGGGCAUUCGGAAAAGGUGCCAACAUCGAACAAUGCGAACGCGAGGGCUAUGUGCAACGAAUUGACGCCCAGCGUCGCGAGGGAUGCCGUGUGGAAGGUGUUAUCCGGGUGAAUAAAGUGGUUGGAAACUUCCACAUUGCGCCAGGCCGUAGCUUUUCUAGCGAGAACCUCCAUGUUCACGAUCUCGCCAGCUACAUAGAGGUAGACAUGCCCGCCUCCGACAAGCACACCAUGACCCAUAUCAUCCACCAGCUUCGUUUUGGACCCCAACUUCCCGACGAACUCUCCGAUCGCUGGCAAUGGACCGACCAUCACCAUACGAACCCCCUGGACAGCACCAGCCAAGAAACCGACGAACCCGGCUACAACUUCAUGUAUUUUAUCAAAGUGGUUUCAACCUCGUACCUGCCUCUUGGCUGGGAUCCUCUGCACUCCACAGCCCUGCACAGCGCAUCCGACAACACCCCUCUCGGGGCACACGGACUUAACCAGGGUUCUCAAGGUAGUAUCGAGACGCACCAGUACUCUGUGACCUCGCAUAAGCGCUCCCUGAUGGGCGGAGAUGCCUCCGACGAGGGCCACAAGGAGCGCAUCCACGCCUCCAACGGCCUCCCUGGCGUCUUCUUCAACUACGAUAUCUCCCCUAUGAAAGUCAUCAAUCGCGAAGCCAGCCCCAAGACAUUUACCAGUUUUUUGACCGGUGUCUGCGCAAUCAUCGGUGGCACUCUGACCGUGGCCGCAGCCGUGGACCGUACCUUUUACGAGGGCGUCAACAGAGUCCGAAAGCUACACUCCAACUAGGUGGUAGACAUGGGCCUUCCUUCCUUCCUUCCUUUUCUAUGCUAAAAUAUACGAAGUUUGACGUGAACACUCCCCCCUAUCAUAAAGAACUUUGCAUAAAUAAAAUUAAACUAAAAACAGGCCGAAAAAAUCAGCAACAGAUGGAACCAUCCCCGAUGACUUACUUGCACCUAGC
This is a messenger RNA of Aspergillus ochraceoroseus IBT 24754, 1687 nucleotides long. Its product is annotated as retrograde cargo receptor ERV46. The transcript is spliced from 4 exons. Gene Ontology annotation, biological process: endoplasmic reticulum to Golgi vesicle-mediated transport; retrograde vesicle-mediated transport, Golgi to endoplasmic reticulum. Bases 196 to 1512 code for a protein of 438 amino acids. The record is from RefSeq and is a predicted model, not a curated record. Gene Ontology annotation, cellular component: endoplasmic reticulum; endoplasmic reticulum membrane; Golgi membrane. NCBI's taxonomy places the organism in Eukaryota, Fungi, Ascomycota, Eurotiomycetes, Eurotiales, Aspergillaceae.